Molecule: messenger RNA, 333 nt
Organism: Enterobius vermicularis (human pinworm)
Lineage: Eukaryota; Metazoa; Nematoda; Chromadorea; Rhabditida; Oxyuridae
Source: the annotation of a GenBank genome assembly
AUGGAGGGUGGUGCUGUUAUAGCUGCUGCUUAUGAGAGAGCAACAGAAUGGGAAUGCCGCAACUUGGCAGUUUGCCAAGCUUUUGGCCCCAAAGCCCUAAGUCAAAUCUGCGCCAUCCUCCUUGUUGUUAUUGUCGCUCGCAUUACUUUUAUAGUCAGUUUCGUCAAAUUGCUGUUGCGUUUGCUAGUUAUUGUUGGGGAUGUUGUUGUUUUUGCUGCUCCUAUUACUACUACUACUACCACUACUACUACUACUACUACUACUGCCACCGAUGCUGGUCCUGGUGCUGUUGUUAUCGAUGGUCGAUCAAAAUUGUCAAACGCUGAUGAUUAG